Lachnellula hyalina is the source of this 834-nucleotide messenger RNA. RefSeq names its product putative oxidoreductase. Lineage: Eukaryota; Fungi; Ascomycota; Leotiomycetes; Helotiales; Lachnaceae. The transcript has a single exon. The coding region runs from base 1 to 834 and encodes 277 amino acids. The record is from RefSeq and is a predicted model, not a curated record. Gene Ontology annotation, molecular function: oxidoreductase activity.
AUGGGCGCCCGCUCUUCCAGAAAAGUCACCGCAGCCAUCUCCAAGAUCAAAGAAACGCACCCCGAGGCGGACGUUCAGGUUCUCCUAAUGGACCACACAAUUCUCAGCACCGUUGUUUCAGCAGCGAAAAGCUUCUCGGUCCAAGAACCAAAGCUACAUGGGCUGAUUCUAAACGCCGGUAUAGUGGCUGUCCCGUAUGAGAUCACACCCGAUGGUUUUGAAAUUCAGAUGCAGGUUAACUAUAUCGCGCACUGGUUGCUGACAUACCAUCUUCUUCCCAUCCUGUUGUCGACGUCGUUGAAAGAUGGCGAGGGGUCGGCAAGAGUCGUUCCCGUGACGAGCGAAGGCCAUCGACGACCCUGGACCGUAACGAAAAUCCCAUAUGAUGAGACAGAAAUCAAAGGGUUUGGGCGUUGGGGACUGUAUGGAGUAAGUAAGCUUGCGGACAUUCUACUUGCAAAACCUCUGCACGCUUCAUAUGGGCCUGGAUCAUUAAACUCGAUGCAAGGGAUGGGGGAGAUUUGGGCUGCUGCAGCAAAUCCCGGAUUCAUUGAUACGCAGCUGAACGAGAAAAACCGAGAUAGUGUGGGCUGGAAAUUGAAGUGGAUUCAUAGCUUCAUCCGGGCUACCGGGGUGGUGCGGCCUUGCGAUGAGGGGUGUGUUAGUAGCUUAUUUGUGGCUGCUAGUCCGCAGUUUAAGAAGGAGAUGAGUGGGUUGUAUUUCAGCGAGAAGGCCAACAUAACGAAGCCAAGUCCGGCAGCGAUGAGCGAAGAAGAGAGAGUGAAGUUGGAGGCAUGGACGCAAGAGGUGAUGAAGAAAGGUGGGUGGAUUUAG